AUGGAAUUCUUCAACGAUGUCGGGGGAGAUCCCCUGAAGCCCACCCUCUUUGAGCUCGUUGCCCAAGAACAGCUGAGGGAUCUGCUGCAACCCGCUCUGAAGUAUGUCUUAUCGGUCUUCGCCCAACGAUACCCACGCCACCUCUUAAAGGUAGUGAAUCGGCAUGAGGAGUUCUAUGCUAUCCUCAUGUUCCUCGUAGAGCGGCAUUACCUUCGCAAACAUGGUGCUUCUUUUGCGGAGAAUUUCUACGGCCUGAAGCGACGGAGAAGACCUCUGUUUGAGACAGAACGUGCGCGAACUGCAGUUCCAGGCGUCCCAUCUGAAGAAAGCCUGCGAAAUCAGGACAUAUGGAGGUCCUUGUUCUUUCUCAUUGGAUUUCCGUACCUGCGUACGAAAGCUCAAGACUACUUUGAAGAGCUAGGCGGUGGUGUUCAGUCUGAGGUAAUCGAAGAAAGUCUAGCAAGUAGACAGCUCCGAGCGUUGACUCAAGAAACUUUUGCGGGUCGACUACGGAGGAUAUACAAGACAGUGUAUCCUUGGCUUAAUACAAGCUUGGAAGUAUGGCUCCUGGUAUGCAAUAUCGCAUAUCUGUGUAACCAAACUCCAUUCUAUCGACCAUGGCUUUCAUGGAUCGGGGUGGACAUUCGCCGCGUUGGAAUGGAUGAUUUGCAUGCUGCACAGCGGACACUGAAGCCACAGUCACCCGUGAGUAGGUCACGCGGGCUGUUGGCGGGUCUACGACGGCUACUAUUGUCAUCACCACGGCUGAUGCUCGACUCUCUGAGCGUUCUCCUGCCUACCGCCAUAUUUUUCAUCAAGUUCUUGGAAUGGUGGUAUUCGCCCUCUUCACCAGCGCGAACGCUGUCUUCGUCACCGCUAGGACCAGCGGUGCCGCCGCCACGGAUGUGUCCGCCUCAUCCGCAGGGGAUUGCGUUGGACCACACAGGCUACGGCUCAUGCCCACUCUGCCGCGAAGGCAUAUCGAACGCUACUGCGUUGCCCUCAGGCUAUGUGUUCUGCUACCGCUGCGCGUUCGAGUAUGUCGAGACACAUAGAAAAUGUCCUGUAACAUUGUUACCCACGCAGGUGUGGCAGCUCAGAAAGAUACUGAUCUGA
This is a messenger RNA of Sparassis crispa, 1116 nucleotides long. Its product is annotated as Peroxisome assembly protein. Lineage: Eukaryota; Fungi; Basidiomycota; Agaricomycetes; Polyporales; Sparassidaceae. The record is from RefSeq and is a predicted model, not a curated record. The transcript has 6 exons. Gene Ontology annotation, molecular function: ubiquitin-protein transferase activity; zinc ion binding; protein binding. The coding region runs from base 1 to 1116 and encodes 371 amino acids. Gene Ontology annotation, cellular component: peroxisomal membrane; peroxisomal importomer complex. Gene Ontology annotation, biological process: protein import into peroxisome matrix; protein monoubiquitination.